AGCAGCCCCCUCUUCUCGCAAUGUCUAUGAUGUGAUCCGCUGGUGUCUCUAAUGCUGCCUAAAUCCAGUCUAUUUCUUCUCAUCACCUGCAUCCCCCUUUAUAUAGCCCUCGGAUCCGUCGUCUUUCCUUCACUAUCCAUUCCAACCCUGUCUCAGUUACUCAGACUCGCUAAAGCCAAUUUGCGAAACAAGUUUUUUUCUCAGUCGCUGUCUACUUCCAUUGAACACCAAUCCACUAUGUCAUCUACAAAGGUUAUUCCCCGUCGCAGCGAGCAGCGUGGACACGCAGACCACGAAUGGCUCAAGACGUUUCACACAUUCUCAUUCGCCAUGUAUCAGGACUCUCAACACCAAAAAUUCGGUGCCCUACGAGUUAUGAACGAAGACCGUGUCGAGGCCAAAACCGGCUUCGGAACACAUUCUCACCGCGAAUUCGAGAUAUUCUCAUACGUAGUCGCUGGAGAACUGGAGCAUAAAGAUUCCAUGGGAAACAUCGAGGUCCUGAAACGCGGCGACCUCCAGCUCACGUCCGCAGGAACAGGCAUUUCGCACUCGGAAAAGGCUCACGGAUCACAACAAGUGCACUUCCUGCAGAUCUGGUCGCUGCCUUCCAUCCCACGCCUACCACCAAAGUAUUUCACUCGUCAUUUCACCGACGCCCAGAAAACGGACAACUUUGUUCGAAUUGUUGCACCUGUCAAUGCCGAAGGAGUGCAGAAGGACAGGAGGGAGGGCGAUGGGCCGGCACCGGUCAACAGCCCGCUGACGCUCUAUGCGACACUUUUGUCGCAGGGAAAGACGUUGACGCAGGCUAUGAACGGAAGGAAGGGGUACGUCCAUGUGGUGCAGACAGGCGGGUACAAUCCUGGCCAGGCCACUGGUGCUACUAUAAAGGUUGGCGGCGCAGCGGGUCCGGAGGAAACGUUGAAGGAGGGUGACGGUGCUUACCUCUUCAUCGGAGACGGCCAAAUCAAGGUUGAGAACAUUGGCGACAAGACGGCAGAAAUCCUAUUAUUCGAUCUAGAGUAAUUUGUACAUUUUUAAUCCUGACAGCAUUCCACGAUACUUUU
This is a messenger RNA of Guyanagaster necrorhizus, 1070 nucleotides long. Its product is annotated as RmlC-like cupin. NCBI's taxonomy places the organism in Eukaryota, Fungi, Basidiomycota, Agaricomycetes, Agaricales, Physalacriaceae. The transcript has 3 exons. The annotation marks the transcript as partial. The record is from RefSeq and is a predicted model, not a curated record.